GUAACAGUACUACCUGUACAGCGUAGCGCCCUUUCUCAUUCGCAAAAAAGACAGACAAGAAUUUACAGCCCGAAGGCGACGGCGAGGAUGAUGCCAUCUACACAUAUCCAUCGUUAUGAUGAUCAUCAUCAACAUGAACCGCAGCAGCAUCGGGCACGCCCGUCAGUACGUUGGCUGUCUGGAAGUGCUUACGUCGAUGAAGAGUUUAGACUUCGACACGCGUACGCUUAUAGCCAAAGAAUGUAUCGUGCGUGUAUGUGAGUCGGCUGGUCUUCGAUCAGCCGAUAGAAAACGAAAAAUCGACAGGCGACUUAAUCGCGUUCUGGCAGAAAAACCCAUUAUGGAGCACGCAGGAGCAAAUGUGUCACUCCGAAUCAACUCAUCAUCUCUCUCGCUAACGGACCUUGAAACAAACCAGUCGGUGGCGUCGCAUUCGAUGCCUAACAUCAGCUUCGCUUCAGGAGGAGAUCAGGAUACGCUGGACUUCGUUGCAUAUGUCGGUAAAGAUGCGAGACAGUCACGUGCAUGCUUUGUUCUCGAGUGUGGUGGAGGACUCGCUCAGGAAGUUAUUGCAACUAUUGGACAGGCAUUUGAAUUAAGAUUUCGUGAAUUAAUGCGCCGCUCGCCUGUGGUCCAAGGAAGCAACUGCGCAACAAGUUCAGGAAGUGGCAGCGGUCCUGCAGCCCCGCCGUUUGUACCAUUACCCCCAAAAGAUCCUGAUUAUUAUAACGAUCUUCCUGGAAAGACCCCACCGGAGCAUCACCGGCCUCUUCCAAUGUCUAACGUCGUUUCCGCUGCGCCGCCUAGUGGCGAUGGCUCGAGUCCCAUCAAUAACAACAAUACGGCUGCAAUGAAGCCAAGCGGCGACAACUUGAUCGAUUUCGAAAACUCUGACCCUAUCCCAGAUCAUCCAGCGCCGCCACCCAAUCAUGAAUACGUGAAUCAGUCAAUUAUCAACAAUACCUUGGAUGUAUUCGACAUGAGACCAAUGGAUCAGGUCCUUUCUCCAGCAACAUCGACCCUAACGCAACAAUCUGGAACGCAAUCUCAAAUACCGAUAACUGGACCCCCCCAACAGAUUGCUCACAUUGCAGCUGACACUGGAGAGACGCAGACGUUGUCACAGGCCCCUGAUUCAAAUCAGGCCCCGCCGCCUUAUGUCGUUGCCUCCAUCGAACAACAUUUACUUAUGGAGCCUUGGUAUCAUGGUGCAAUUUCACGGGCUGAAAGCGAAAAACUCUUGGCACGUGACGGAGACUUCCUUGUACGCGAAUCACGAGGACAGCGUGGCCAGUUCGUCCUCACAGGAUUGCAAGCAGGACAAGGUCGACACUUACUCCUAAUUGAUCCGCAUGGAGUGGUUCGGACGAAGGAUCGCACGUUUUCAAGUGUCUCCCAUCUGAUUCAUUUCCACCGGGAUAAUCAACUGCCAAUUUUGUCUGCAGAUUCCGCUCUAUUGCUUGUACGGCCGAUUAUGCAUAGCAAGUUCGCUGGACCAGUAGGAGCUACAGGAAAUAGUACGCACGGCGCUUCGAUGACUUCAACGAUUCAUUCAAGUCAACCUUCUUGAAUUGUCGACGAAAAUCCUCUAGUCAGAGCGAGUCACAAAUAUCAAUAGCACGAAGCACGCUAUAACCAAUUUGUCUAUGCAUUCCUACUAACCCGAGCAUAAAGAUGGGAAGGCUGUUAUUCAGUGCGACGCUAGUUAUACGCAUUCAAAUGAAGUACACGCGAUUACGCUAGCAACCAAACACGACACAUCUAGGCGUGGUGAGAUAGCACUACAGAUAGAUACCGUGUAAUUCAUAUAUCACCGAGGUCGUCGUGCCCCGACUAGCUCGAUGCAGAAUUGUAGGGCGAGACAAAGGCGCUUUUUGCACUGGAUCUAUUCGAAAUACACGAAACGCGAGCGACACAGCUUAUGCUUAUGUCUACGCUGAGUUGUGGCAAGCGUCUUACCCUGUCUAUUCAAAGUGAUUUCACUACUUUUAGUCUUGUUUUUACAGCCCAUGGCAUCGACCCGUAUUAGGGGUGUAUCCCAGCAGCGUCUUAAAGCUAAGCGACAUUUCUACGCAGAUGCCUAUGACCUGCAAUGAAAUGAAUAAAUACAGUCUCUGGCCUCAAAACUAGAAAUGCAGCGUCUUGAUCCGUUGCUGGACGAAUGCAAAGUUUUCAUCUACGCAAUUAUUCACAGAGAAACCCAGAUACACUGAUAAUGAUAACGGCAAAAUCAAUAGAGUAACAAGAAUCAAUAGUAGCAAAACUUCGGUAGUAACCAGUAAACGAAGACUAUGCACAGGAAUAUACAGGAAGUCCAUUCGGAUCCAUGUUGUUGUAAUGAUCUUCAAUACGAUGUAUCUUUCAAUAUAUGAAUAUAUGGGUUUAAACACUAUUUCCUAUAGUAGGUAAGAUAAAAUAGUAGAUGUGAAUACAUUUUAACGAUAGGUGUUUUCAUAAAUUCCUAUAGCACUUAUUGCGGAUGAGCUCACAUGUAAAAGAUCGGCCUCGAUUCGUGCUAUUACUGUCAUAUUGAAGUACGCGAACGAUUUGUUCAUAUAUUAUACUCAUAUACAUGGCAAAUAUUAAUCAUUGUAAAAGAUUUAGGAGGUUAACAGCAUCAAAAAUACUUACAGUGUUAUAAUAAAAGCCGCAUUCUCUAGAAACAGGUUGGGAUAGCGGUGGCGUUUUUGACACGAUUCUGCGAUUCGAUCUCACCGUCGUAACCACUAAACUGGAUGGAAGACAACUAUAACUUUGAAAUAUAUGCUAGCUUUUCUCUACGUUGCUGGAAAGAAAAAAAAAACUCGAAAGCAGUUCUUCGUUUAUAGCCUGCAUCAUCUUUUUAGAAUUAAACAUGCGUCCGACACAAAACGUUACGGCAAUAGGCAGCAAUUGUAUUAUUAUGCCUCAUUCCCGCGAUUAAAAACAACGAAAAACAUAUCAACAAACCUACCUACUCAUCUGUUUAUCACGAUCUGGCUCUAGAUGACAAAGAAUAGCUAGGCAUAAUAUCAAUUAGCAGUUUUUUUUACAUAUAUUAGAAGCCACGAAGUAAUUAAUAAUAUUAUUAAGUAUAAAAUUACUCAUGAAAACAAAAUAAGAAAUACUCUAGUGGCAAAUGAUCAGUUACAUGGCAGAAAGAAUAGGUCUACUGUAACAGAUGAUAAUUGCGGCGUCAGGCCGAGAUUGAAAGUCUAACAUACACCACGCAUGUGAAUAUCAUCAUAUGUAAACGACUACUGUUAAGUAUGUGCGUAUUUUAGAAA
Molecule: messenger RNA, 3266 nt
Organism: Varroa destructor (honeybee mite)
Lineage: Eukaryota; Metazoa; Arthropoda; Arachnida; Mesostigmata; Varroidae
Gene: Shc
Product: SHC-adaptor protein
Biological process (GO): cell surface receptor protein tyrosine kinase signaling pathway; intracellular signal transduction
Cellular component (GO): plasma membrane
Molecular function (GO): receptor tyrosine kinase binding
Source: RefSeq, a predicted model, not a curated record